Molecule: messenger RNA, 1098 nt
Organism: Symbiodinium natans
Lineage: Eukaryota; Dinophyceae; Suessiales; Symbiodiniaceae
Source: the annotation of a GenBank genome assembly
AUGAUGAACAUGGGCCCUUCCAACUACCCUUUCAACGAGACGUAUGCCACGCUGAUCCCCGUGGGGUCCUUGUGCUUUCCGUUGGUCAUGGUGAGGAGAGCAGAUUCACCAGCGUUGCAGUGGCGAGCGGUUGAAGAAGUGGAAGAAAUAAGCGCCUUGCUCAUCGGUGACUCCGUGGUCAUGAAGGUGCCAAACACCGGCGGACUGGCGCACUUCCUGACGAUGGAGGCGUACGCCGAGUGCUUUCCCGCCGGCGUGGUGAACUUCGUCUCGGGUCGCGGCCGCGACACGAUGCCGCCCUGCAUGGAGUCCGGGCUGGUCGACAUCUUUGCUUUCAUCGGCUCCUCGAAAGCGGCCGACGCCCUGGUCAAGGCGCACCCCCAGCCACAUCGGCUGAAAAACCUCUUGUCCCUGGAUGCGAAGAACCUGGCCAUAGUGAUGCCCGAUGCGGACCUUCAUCUUGCCGUUAAGGAGUGCCUGGCCGGCAGCACCUCCUUCAAUGGCCAGCGGUGCACCGCCAUCAAGCGUAUCAUGCAAAGCCUGGAGUACCAGCUGACGUCGAUCCGAAAUCUGGUUGUGCAGCCAGGGCCUCUAGCAGAUGAGCGGCUGCGGACACUGCGGCAGAUGCUCCGAAACCCAGCAAGUUUCAUCUUGGGCUGGCAGCAACGAGCACAGUUCCUUUGUCAUCUGCGCAGCUGGCGUCCAGCUCCUGAGAAUGAAGCCGUUUGGCAUCCCAUCCGUGAUGACGCGGCUGCUAGGGUGACAGCUCUUACAUUUCCUGAGCUCAGCCCCGAGGGCGCAGUGAUGUUGGAGUUGGUUGCUGGUGGCUACGGUGCCAGCUUUGCUGUUGCACUUGCGAUGCCGAAGGUUGAGUGGCAAGAGCUCAAGAAUCGGGUUCUCGCCCUCCCUGACGAGUCCAUCUCCAACGAGAGUCUUGGAGGCAGAACAUCCGAUGAGUGUACCACAAGCCACUCGGUAGUGAAUGGAAUGGCGGAGUACGAUGAUCCAGUGCGGGUGGCCGGCUUUCUGAGUGCCUUCCCCGAUGGGGCAUUCGGCACGCCAGAGAUCUUUGGCGUUCUCGCGAAUUUUGCUCAAUAG